CAUUCACCGCUCAUUGUUCACGUUGUACCCGUUCUUACCCUCAAUCUUAUAUUACGCCGAGUGCUGAAAAUACACGGGAAUCAUUGUAUCCAUAACUGAUAAGCAAGUAGCUAAUGGCUUCUUUUAGCGAUAUCGAAGAACUAGUCCACGCAAUGAAAUAUAUGUUUUGAAUUAUAACACGACAUUCUUAGCCUCUACUACUCCACAAUUUUCAACGAUUCCUUUAUUAGUACUCAUAAUACUAAUAUCGUCGACUCGUAUUUAGUUUUUUUAUUAACAACAACAAUCGUCAAUAUGAAUACGAUAUAUAUAUAUAUUGUUGGUACACUCUGGCACGCUUGAUCCCGUACUUUAACCCAUAUUUCUGUUAGUAUCGAAAUAAUAAUGUUUUAAAUAUAAAUAGGUUAUCUAACCAGAUUGAGUUUGCUCAUAUGGUUCUAUUAAAUAAUCGAAUAUCCGAUGCAAUUAAAAAGAAACUAGAGUUGCGCAGUGUAUAAAAUUAAUAAUUUUGGCGGGGAAAGCGAAAAAAAAUGGCUUCCGCGUGGUUCCGGUGAAAUGUCGUCAAUUCGUAAACGAAUAACGAAUGUUAUAUCCUCAGGCUAAAGUGCCAGGUCACAAACUCCGACAAGCGAGUGUUGAAUUUGUGCAUGGAAAAAAUAAACGAUUCAGUGAACAAUUGAUUGAUCUCGAAAAAUGAGUGAUCUGGAAGAUGACCGGGAGUUCCUCGACGACAUAAAAGCUUUGGAGGACGUAUUGGCGAACGAACAUGAAACCCCGAUUGCGAAACACCUCGAAGAAGAUGUAUCGGUGUGUAACCCUGUUAGUAACCGUCGAGGAAAUACUUCAUCUCAGGGAUUUGGUGAAGUAGAGUGCGAUGAGCAAAGAGAAAAUAUAAGAAGCGAGAUUGACGAGAACCAAACAGCCUACGAGACAAAUAAAAAAUUGAUUGAAUUACUGAAGGAAACGCGACGAGAAUUAGUGACGUUGCUCGAACGGUGCCGGGAAAACAAAGCCAUACUCGAUGAGAAAAUUCGUAUGAAAGCUCGUGUGACCAAAGGUUCGAAAGUUCUGAUAUGCACAGCAGGAAUGCCGUAUUUCAAGGACGGCAAACAGUAUCCGGCUCCGUGGAAUAACGACGUCAAGAAGAAGCAGAAAAAUGAGGAAUUGCAAGUGGUGCAUCUACGUACAACGUGUCCUUGGACACCAAAGGAUAGAAAUAUACUCUGGCGAGCCAUUCGUCACCAAGCGGCUUCUGAAGUCUUGGACAGAGAAAUGGCUGAUACAGAUGAUAUUUCCACAGAAAAUCCAGAUGAUCGGAGAGAAAAGCAAAAUCCAGAUGAAGCUUUGGUGGAUAAGGAUCGCAGAAGACUCAAAAAGCCAUUGGACCUUCCCAAGAAUUUCAGGGAGAUGGUCGGUCCUUUAGGAAGCAGAGAAUUCGAUUGGCUCAAAAUCUCUGUUUCUGACUUUGACGGGCGUCACACUGCUGACGAAUGCAAAGUUAUGUGGCAAGUAUUCCUUCAUCCUGACAUCAAUCGUUAUAAGUGGACCAGGGACGAAGAUGAGCGACUCAAAACUUUGGUGGAAAAGUACCAGGCUGAAAACUGGACUGAAAUCGCAAUAGAAAUGAAGAGUCGGAGGAGCGGCUACCAAUGUUUUCUUCGAUUUAAUACCAUAAGUCGUAUCCCAUCGCAAUCGGAUGUUACCUGGAACAAAAAGGAGGAUGAGUGGCUUUGUAGAUGCGUGGAAAAGUUCAAAAUUGGCAAUUAUAUUCCAUGGGGUAUUGUAUCAAGAUACAUGCAUGGAAAGACAAAGGCUCAGAUUUAUUAUCGAUACAUGAACAACACAAAUCCGAAUUUGAAGAAAGGUAGAUUCACUAGGGAAGAGGAUGAAAAACUUGUAGAAGCAGUCAAGAAGUAUGGAGAGAAUUGGGGCCAAAUAUCACAUCAUUGUUUUUCCAAUCGAUCGGGUGUACAACUCAACGAUCAUUACCAAACGCUAAAGGUAAGAAAACAAGGGUUACAAAACGCCUGGAGUUUGAACGAGGAUGCAAGAUUGUUGUUUUUGUAUAACAAGUUUGGUGCCGACUGGUCAAAGAUUGCCAGUAGAAUGAGUGGAAAAACGAGGACUCAAGUGAGACAUCGACACAGUGCCAUUGUUCGAUAUUGGGACAAAGGGGUUUCUCUCUAUGAAAUACCUAGGAAAUACAAACAACAGAAGAUAAUAGAAACUCCUGAAGUCAAUGUUGAGGAUGAUGAUUUUAUUGAGAGUACUGGGAAAAACAGAGUCGCAAACAAAAACAAUAAGGCGACCUCUGAAAUGGAACUUAUCGAUCUUGAACUAAUGAAAUAUUUUCAAGUUAUGCCUCCAGCCUUGAGGCCCGGAAGAAAAAGAAAGUAUUAUUCUAAAGAUGAACUUCAGGAAGUCACGAGAAAAUUGUGUAUUAUCCUGAAAUGCUUGGGCGCGAAUCUCGACAUACCCGAGGAUCUGGACGACACCGAAUUAACAGAGAAAGAAAAGCAGCUUCUAAAAUCACUCAAGGAUUAUCAGCAAAUGCAAAUAAACCGAGCGAACAGUCGAUCCUUGGAAUACCUAGGUGACAGCAGAGACGCUGGAGGAUUACAUUUUUCACCGGUGUGCUCUGGAAAUUGCAAUACUGUUGGAAAAUUACAAAUUAACGAAAAAUUGGAUUAUGCGCCACCAGCAAAGCUGGAUCAUUGUCAGAUGACGUUGAAAAUGCAAUUGGAAACACCGGAAAACAUUCUUGAGAUCUUGGGUAAGGAUAUAAAUGACGACUUCGAAAAGAUCUCUAAAAUCAUGAAUUUCGCAGAUAUAAAUCAGCGUAAAUCGAAAUUUGUCACUAAAAUUUACGUUCUCGGACCUGAACAAAUCUCGAAAAUUUUACCCAACGUACUAGUCGAAACGGUGCCACGUAACUGCGCUACCAAAAUCCCCCCGGCCGACGAGGUACCAAAAAAACGAAGUAAAAAAAAAGAAAAACCAUGGAACUCCAGUAGCAGUGAAGGAAUAAUUCAACGUCUGGACCAGCCUAUUACUUGCAUAGAACCCAAUUUUUAUACAUUGCGGGCUUUGAAAUACAUUAUGUCGAAAUCUGAAACGAGCGGUGAAAAUUCUCGUUCUAAUCAAGAACCUGCGCAGCAUUCGUCGAUGAGCCGCGAGGCGAAAAUAUCAAUGAAUAAAUUGAAAGAGCGGCUUGUCCAGUUGUUUAAAUAUCCCAUUGGAUUGUCAUACAUUAUUAAACCGGAUGACACUGACGGAGCUACGAACUCUCAGUGGAUCUCGGCCGAAGAUACGAACGUCGAUGAUAACGAAGAUUCAGUUGUUUCAUUACCUUCCAAAAAAAAAAAAAGAUGUUGACGUAGGAGGCCGUUAACUCAAAAACAACCCUUGGUUCCACACCGCCAGUUGUAAAAAACCGUAAUCUUUGAUAGCAGUCUUCAUUUAGUUUAACUAAUACGCUGACGAUAAAUAAAUGAUUCACUAUGUUUUCACCGUCA
This is a messenger RNA of Venturia canescens, 3515 nucleotides long. It is a transcript of the gene Pbp95, whose product is annotated as proximal sequence element A Pbp95. The record is from RefSeq and is a predicted model, not a curated record. Bases 694 to 3375 code for a protein of 893 amino acids. Gene Ontology annotation, cellular component: snRNA-activating protein complex. Gene Ontology annotation, biological process: snRNA transcription by RNA polymerase II; snRNA transcription by RNA polymerase III. Lineage: Eukaryota; Metazoa; Arthropoda; Insecta; Hymenoptera; Ichneumonidae. The transcript has a single exon. Gene Ontology annotation, molecular function: RNA polymerase III type 3 promoter sequence-specific DNA binding; RNA polymerase II cis-regulatory region sequence-specific DNA binding.